GCUUGCUCAAUGACACAGGUUGCUGACAUUGCAAGGGCAGUGCCCGUUGCAAUCCCAAAUCAACUGCCCCCAGCCCAAGAGCCUACUCCGGUCUUAACCCCCCCCAAACCCAGCGCUACGCAUCCAAAACAGCGCCGACAAACUUCGUGGGGAAAGACCCACAGUCUCACACAAAACGGGGCGGAGGUCGUGGCGUCACUGACGGACUGGAUGGAAGCGGAGAUUGUGCCGAUGCUAAAAGACCCUAGCACAAACUGGCAGCCCGCGGACUUUCUCCCGGACCCCUCCUCCGACGACUUCCUCGCGCGCGUCGCCGACCUCCGUGCGCGUUCCGCCGGAAUUCCGGACGACGUCCUCGUCUGCUUGGUGGGCGACAUGGUGUCAGAGGAAGCCCUGCCGACUUACCUGACGAUGCUUAACACUCUCGAUGUGACCCGGGACGAAAGCGGGGCGAGCGUAACGCCGUGGGCCGUUUGGGGCCGGGGUUGGGCUGCGGAAGAGAACCGGCACGGAGACGCGUUACAGCAGUAUUUGUACCUGACGGGAAGGGUGGAUAUGCAAGCCGUGCAGAGAACGACGCAGUAUCUUAUUGGGUCGGGAAUGGACCCGAAAACGGAGAAUAACCCGUACUUGGGCUUCAUCUACACCUCCUUCCAAGAGCGCGCGACGUUCGUCUCGCACGGCGCGACCGCGCGCCUCGCGCGUUCCGCCGGGGAUUCCGUCCUCGCGAAGCUGUGCGGAACGAUCGCGGCGGACGAGCGGCGCCACGAGACGGCGUACAAGAAGAUCAUCGGAAAGUGCUUCGAUCUAGAUCCAAACGGGGCGACUAUGGCUUUUGGGGAUAUGAUGCAGAAACAGAUUACGAUGCCGGCGCAUUACAUGUUUGAUGGGAAGAGCGAGACGCUAUUCAAGGACUUUUCGGAGGUCGCUCAGAAGGUCGGGGUUUACACUGCGCGGGACUAUGCUGACAUCGUCGAGCACCUUGUGAGGUUCUGGAAGGUGGAAGAGCGCUCGGGGCUCUCUCCCGAGGCAGAGGCCAUGCAGGAUUACCUGUGCCGACUGCCUGCUCGGGUGAGCGCCCUGGGCGACCGGCUCGCGGCGAAAGCGAAGAAGAAGCCCGGCCGGCAGAGUGCCCGGUUCUCGUGGAUUUUCAACCGCGAGGUUCCUCUUCUUUGAUGUAAUAUCAACGACCAAAAUAACUAUCAUUUCAGUACAUUCAAGCCGAAACCUUUGGAGCUACAGCCGUGCUGGCGCAAAGUAGGAUCGUGAAGCGUCAAGUAAAGAUCCAACAACGCCAAUAUAUAGACCGGGCUCAGUUGUCGUCACAGAUAGGAAGGUAGGUGCUUACCGCCCGGUUAUGAAACCUAUGAAAAGCGUGUAAUAUACGGAUAGAGAGGCUGCUGUGACG
Messenger RNA from Klebsormidium nitens, 1408 nucleotides. The record is from the annotation of a GenBank genome assembly. Lineage: Eukaryota; Viridiplantae; Streptophyta; Klebsormidiophyceae; Klebsormidiales; Klebsormidiaceae.